This is a messenger RNA of Schistosoma turkestanicum, 610 nucleotides long. NCBI's taxonomy places the organism in Eukaryota, Metazoa, Platyhelminthes, Trematoda, Strigeidida, Schistosomatidae. The record is from the annotation of a GenBank genome assembly.
GUUUGUUUUAAAUGUGGUUUCAGGUCACAAUUGGAAAUUGAUUUUUUUUCCCGCUAUACAUUUACAAACACUAACAAUAUAAAUAGUAAAGAAAAACCAUCUUUUGAUUGAAUUCGCAAAAAAAUCAGUUCAUUAAAACAACACUGAUUUGAUCAGGGUUAUUGGAAGAAAUAGAAUUUACAACUACAAGAUUAAUCUGUUGCAUAUUAUUAUAUUUAUAUAAAACAAAUUGAUAAUGAAUUUAUAUUUUAGUUCAGUAGCUAGUCAACCACCAGGACAUUCAUUAUCUAAAAUUAAUACAAAUAUAAAACAUACUAAUCAGUCGAAUAAUGCAACGCAUUCAUAUUUACUUACUGGAAACAAUUCAACCAGUGGAGGUGGAGGAUCUGGUACUAGAAAUAGUUUUAGUGUAAGUGGAAAUAAUCACGUGAAAAAAUUAGAAGAGACAGCACCGGUCAAUAUUGUGUUAAGACGUGCAUCCAGUGAUUCACCAUGGGGUUUUCGUGUUCAAGGUGGAAGUGAUUAUCACUUACAACUUACAGUAUGUAAAAUAAAAGUUUGUGUUUUAAUUGUUUUAUUAUGCGAUGGUCGAGUUCGUUUUUCGCUUUAA